Molecule: messenger RNA, 413 nt
Organism: Heterotrigona itama
Lineage: Eukaryota; Metazoa; Arthropoda; Insecta; Hymenoptera; Apidae
Source: the annotation of a GenBank genome assembly
AUGAUAAACGAUAUAAAAAUACGACGAGACGUAUUGUUGCAGAUAGGACGCUUUAGUUGUAUUAAAUUCUCAGAUUCUGUUACUUCGAUGCAACGAAAUCAGGUUCGUAAACGAAGUUCUUAGACCAGAUGAUCCUAGAGUUCAACGUAUUAGAAAAGACGAUGGUUUACGUUUUAGCAACACUUUCAUGCUAGAUAGUAUACACAUGCCUGGUACGAUAUAAUUUUGCAAAAGAAAUUAGUAGUAAAUAAAUAUUUGUCAAAUAUUUAUCAAACAAAAACUCAACAUACGAUUGUAUGUUACUUUACAAUCUUAAAUCGUUUUAAGGAAACAUAAAUAAGUUUAAUCAUACAUGUUAUGUGUUCAUAAAUAAUAGUGGUAUAAAUAAACGUACAUUGAUAUUAUUAUAUGAA